Messenger RNA from Psilocybe cubensis, 492 nucleotides. RefSeq lists its product as uncharacterized. The transcript has 2 exons. The record is from RefSeq and is a predicted model, not a curated record. Bases 1 to 492 code for a protein of 163 amino acids. NCBI's taxonomy places the organism in Eukaryota, Fungi, Basidiomycota, Agaricomycetes, Agaricales, Agrocybaceae.
AUGAACACUCAACCCAACGAAUCAAAUGUUUCGCUUCAAUCGACAACAACUGUUAGUUCUAAUACACCUUUACACCGUUCUCAAUACCCUCAGAAAGAUUACUCUGCUGCUUUUGGGGCCCUUCAAUCGCGUUAUGGAACUGGAGGAAUCCUUCCCAAUCCAAAGAAAGAAGCCUCUAAGAAACUACCCAAUAGUACUCCUUCUUCAGUGGCAGGAUCCUCUCCUUCCUCUUCUUCUGCACUGGCAUCGACCUUAGGGUCUUCCGAGGUCACACUUGCGACAGAGUCGUCCUCAUCUAUCGCAUCGCAGCCUCGGUCAGAUGCAUCGGGAGGAACUUCAGAAAGCGCAGUAGGGUCCUCAGCCUCUGGAUCCAACUCGGGGUCUAGCACUGGUGGACAAACUCGCAAGAAGAAGGAGAAGAAAUCAAUCUUAAAGUCUCUUCUUAAAGGCAAGAAGAAGAAAGAGACGAUCCAACCAGAUUCGUCGACUUGA